CGCAGCAACUCCCUAAGAAAACGAGGGGCGUGGAGAAAGAAAGAGAGAGAGAAGAGAGAGAGAGCCAGAGAAACAGAGAGAUCCGUCUUCCAUACAACUUUAAAAAGAGGAAAACUUUUCCCUCACAGGCAAAGCCACCCUCCGAUUUCUUCGUCACUCCACACCAACAGAACCGUGACUGUUCGCAGCGCGUUACAAUUUUCUUCCUUCCUUUCCUUCUAUCUUUAUUUUAAAGUGAUACACGGCUUGGAUUCCAUCUGAUCCAUCUCAUCACCAUGACUCGUGGCAACCAGAGAGAUCGCGAUCGCGCGAAGAACAACAAGGAACAGUCCAAGAAGAAAUCCAAGAACGAGCUUACUGGUACGGAAUUUCAGCGGAAGAAGGAGAGCGAUGCUGCCAAAAUGCAGGCCAAACAGAAAGCAGCCGAUGAGCGCCGAGCAGCCGAAGCACUUGCAGGAGCGAAGAAAAAAUGACACUGUCCCCCAUUCUCCUCGAUAGAAAGCUCCCGGUUUUGUCCUCCCAGCCUGUCCGCCACUUCGUCGCCGCGCAGUCCGGGCACCGAGUACCUCACUAUAUAUCCUUCCCAGACCAUGCUUUUUGACACCCCUGUUUUGGCUAUAACUAUUCGGGCUCGUGCAUACUUCAUGAGUUGGUCUGCCUGUGAGGCGCAGGGCUACGAUAGAGCGCAUGCGACUAUUUCGCACGGCCUCGGGCUUUUCAACGUGAUGGAGACAACCGUUUUCGAUUGGAAGCAUGUUAUGAGGACAUGGUAGCUAGCGAGGAUUUCAUUAAAGUUGGUCACAUUUAGCGUUUUCAAGAGGCUCCCGCACAG
This is a messenger RNA of Aspergillus japonicus CBS 114.51, 832 nucleotides long. Its product is annotated as 4F5 domain protein. The record is from RefSeq and is a predicted model, not a curated record. The transcript is spliced from 3 exons. Bases 276 to 473 code for a protein of 65 amino acids. Lineage: Eukaryota; Fungi; Ascomycota; Eurotiomycetes; Eurotiales; Aspergillaceae.